Silurus meridionalis is the source of this 6050-nucleotide messenger RNA. It is a transcript of the gene prtgb, whose product is annotated as protogenin homolog b (Gallus gallus). Gene Ontology annotation, biological process: cell-cell adhesion; axon guidance. Bases 330 to 3626 code for a protein of 1098 amino acids. Gene Ontology annotation, cellular component: plasma membrane; axon. The record is from RefSeq and is a predicted model, not a curated record. Gene Ontology annotation, molecular function: protein binding. Lineage: Eukaryota; Metazoa; Chordata; Actinopteri; Siluriformes; Siluridae. The transcript is spliced from 19 exons.
AUGUUGAGGUCUGAGGUGAGUGACGUAAUCACGUAUUUACGUAAGGAGGGAGGGUGCGAGCACGCCGAGCAGAGGAGAAAGUCGCAGUGAUAAGGUUUCUCAUUAGAGAAGCGGGCUUGCGGACGUGUGUCUUCAUUGAGCGCUUCUCCUCUCGACACAGGGAGAAUGCCACGGAAAUUACAAUAAAUGGAGCUCGUUGGGCAGAAAAAACGUCAGCUGGCGUUGGUUUUGUGUUAUGUUUUAUCGCUUCCAGUUGUUGUCUGUUUCAGUGAGCUCUCUUUUGUGACCGAACCCGGUGACAAGAGGUAUCUCAAAACGAUCAUGUAUUGAUGGACUGCUUGGCCCAAGGAGAACCACCGCUAGACAUCCGAUGGCAGAAAAAUGGGGCUAGACUUCUAGAAAGUGACCAUGUUCAUUUCUUGCCCAACGGAUCUCUGCUUCUGUCAUCUGUAAGCAGAGGAGUAGAACAAUCAGACGAAGGAUUUUAUCAGUGCCUUGCUCACAACAAAUACGGAGCCAUCCUAAGCCAAAGAGCUCACCUUACAAUCACAAGAAUCUCAUCGUUCGUGAUUCAGCCCUCUCCUGUUGUAGUUAAUGUUGGUUCUGUAGCUAGGUUUGUGUGCAGUAUCACUGCCAACCCACCAGCCAUAAUUACAUGGGAAUUCAACCAAAAAGCCCUGCCUCUGGAAACCGAGAGAAUCGCUGUGUUGCCAAAUGGAGUUUUGCAGAUCCAUGAGGUAAAAUCUGAGGAUGCUGGGUUCUACCGAUGUGUCGCCACCAACAUAGCCGGUCAACUAAAAAGCAAGGGGGCUAUGCUUUCUGUCCAUCCAGUGCCUGGAUCCAGACUGUUCAUGAAGCCCCAGAUCAUUGUAGGACCCCAGAAUAUCAGUGCCAGCCUACAUCAGAGUGUUGUUCUGGAGUGUGUAGCAGAUGGCAACCCUCGCCCCCUGGUGUCUUGGAGCAGGGCCGACUCUAAGCCCAUAGACGUGUUUGGGGUUAAAGUGAUGGGAAAUGGGAAUCUUAUCAUCUCCAAUGCCAAAACCCAUCACACUGGAGUUUACUUGUGCAGAGCAACAACACCACGUACACGCAAUUUCACCAUUGCUGCAGCAAACCUUACUGUGUUCGUGCCUCCAUUAAUGGUGGAGAAGCCAGAAAGUCAGACUCGGCCCAGAGCAGGAACGGUUCGCUUUAGCUGUCUGUCAGAGGGUAUGCCAACUCCCCGCAUCACAUGGCUGAAAAAUGGGGAAGCCAUCCAUUCAAAUGGCAGGAUUAAGAUGUAUAACAGUAAACUGGUGAUCACCCAGAUCAUUCCCGAGGACGAUGCCGUCUACCAGUGCCAGGCUGAGAACUCGCAGGGCUCGGUUCUGUCUACUGCACGACUGAUUGUGGUCAUGUCAGAGGAUCGGCCCAGCGCUCCACAAAACAUUCAUGCUGAGACCAUUUCCAGCUCUGCCAUAUUACUAGCCUGGAAGAGGCCUCAGUACAAUGCAGAGAAAGUCAUCGCCUACUCGGUGCACUACAUGAAGUCAGAAGGACUAAACAACGAAGAGUACCAAGCGGUGAUUGGAAAUGACACCACUAGCCACAUUGUGGACGAUCUGGAGCCGGCAUGUAACUACACGUUUUAUAUAGUGGCCUACAUGCCCAUGGGAGCCAGUCGUAUGUCUGAGCAAGUCACACAACACACACUGGAGGACGUUCCUGUCCGUACCCCUGAGCUAAGCCUUACCAGCCGCAGCCCUACUGAUAUUUUGGUGUCCUGGCAGUCUCUUCCUGCCAAGAUAAGUCGUGGACGUGUCUCUGCCUACCGCCUAUCAUUCCGUACUGCCGCUGAUGAACAGGUGAGCUCGGUAGAGCUGCCUGGGAACUCCACUCACUACCUUUUUCAAGACCUGCAGCCUGACACCAUCUACCUGCUGCGCAUUGAGGUAUCCACUCACGUGGGAUGGAGCCAGCCAUCAGCCUGGAGCUCUCACCGCACACCCAAAACCUCUAAAGCCACAGUGCCUUCUGCCCCUAAUUUGGAGCUUGAGCCUUUUAACUGCACUUCAAUUACCGUACGCUGGCAUCCUGCACCCAGUGAUACUGUCAUCCAAGGUUACAAAAUAUCCUGGUAUCCUGAUGGCCAAUCAGAAAGCUCAACUAUCCAGCUCCACUCUCAGGACUACCAACAUACUAUUACAGCUCUUGAUCCAAGGAGAAAAUAUCACGUGAAGCUUCUGGCCUUCAGUGCGCAUGGUGACGGCUAUCAAGCACAUCAGAUUGUUAGCACAACUGGCUGUCCUUCUGCUCCAAACAGAAGGUUGGCUACGCUACCUGCCCCAGACCACGUUCAUGGCCAGACCAACAGCUCAACAUCUGUCAGCCUCAGCUGGGGCCGACCUGCCUUUAGUUCUGGAAAACCAGUCAUCUAUUCUGUUCGCUUUGGCCCUGUUGCUCCGUACAAUGCUUCAGCUGUACGCUAUCUUCAAACGAAUGAACAGACAGUAAUGGUUGAGGGCCUGAGAUCAAAUACGCGGUAUGAGUUUUCUGUACGGUUGCACACGGAUCACAUGUCCAGUCCCUGGAGCUCUCCCAUAUAUCUAAGAACUUUUCUGGAAGCUCCAUCGUCUCCUCCACUGGGGGUCAGAGUAACUCUGAUAGAAGGAGACACAGCAUUGGUGUCAUGGAGGGAGCCAGAACAGCCCAACCUGAUUGUGAGCCACUACACCAUUCUUUAUGCCCCACAGAGAGCAUGGUUAGCAGGAGAAUGGCAUGUCCUACAGAGAGAAGGAAGCAAUACUAUGGCUCUGUUAGAAAAGCUGGAGCCUGGUAAUGUGUACCUGGUGAAGAUCUCUGCCUCAAACCAAGCAGGUGAUGGCCCUUUCUCCAUGACUGUUGAACUUUCUGUGCUGAAGGGAAAAACUCACCCAGAAAAAAAACCUCGCCAUUCCUACAGCCCGACUAAGACUAUAGGUGGUCUCUAUCAUUUGGAUGACAAAUCUAUGACUGGCAUUAUGAUUGGUGUGUGUAUAGCAUUGGGCUGCAUCAUUACCUGCAUCUUCAUCCUUAUUACUAAAAGCAAAACAAGAAGAAAUACUUCAUCGUCAAAGAUGAAUAGACAAAUGAGUUCUGAGAUUAACGGUGUGCCCCAGCCCAAUCACCUGCAGGGAGAGAAUGCUGAGGUUUUGAUAUCGAUGAUGGAAAAUUACUAUGUUGACACCAAGGGUGGAUCGAAUUUGAUGAUAAACCGUGAAGGACCGAUCGUCAAUAGCAGUCAGAACGCAAAAACUAGGAGAUGGAACAUUUUCAGACGUGCAAAAAAAACCACUCCGAAAAACAUCCAGGCAGCGGAGCAAAGAUGUUUGUAUGAGGUGGGGAAGAUGGUGUUACAGUACGAGCAGGAACAUGCCGGGACGUCACUUCAACACCCCUCCUUACAGGUCUUCUAUUGUCCACUCGGGGAGUCUGAAAGCUCUCAGACCAGCGAGGGCAGCGGAGAAACAGGAGAUUCCGGAAACUUCUCUCAGGACGAAGCCGAUUCGACCAGCUCCAACAUGUGUGAUGAGAAAAGGAACAGCUCAGUGAAUGUUGAAGUCGCAUCAAACAUUGUGGUACAAAUCUGUCCACGCGUUUCCUCGUGAAUCUGUGUCGCUUUUUUACUUACCUCACCGAAUCCCAGCUGCCUUCUCUCAAGCACAGUACACAGACAGCAGUGCAGGUGAAACAGCUUUGCACAUCCUCCAGCUCAGGUUAUGCUGCUCAUUCAGGGAACAGAGCUUUAUGUGCCAAAGAUCAGAAUUGUUCUUAAUCAUACCACAAAAAAAGUCCAAAUACAUUUUUACCAACUCCCUAACGUGGUGCACGUCAGCUCAAAGACACAAGCACAGCCUCAAACCUUAUUGAUGCCUUGAAAACUCGGAUCUGUUUAAGAAGCCUUCGGAGAACUUCAGAGAGGAUUGGAGCUUUCUGUGGGAUUGAAUUAUAUCUAACAAAUGUACUUCCUACUAUCUUUGUCUUCUUCUGUUUGUUUAGAAGAAAACAUACCUCACCAAAUGAUGAAUGUGUUUAGGCUAUAGAAUGUUUUCAUUGUUCUUUGCUGUCUACCUCAGUUGGAACACUUCUGCCUAUCGGGUUUCAGUGUUCUGUUAUAUUUUCCUUUUUUCUAUGAAACAGGUUAUGGUACCUCAGGCUUUUACAUCAUUUUAAGUUGAGUAAAACUGACCGAUGUACAGGGACGUCCUCACGGACCAACUGCCAGAAGAUCCCACUACCUUUUUUUUUUUUACUUUUUUACCCAGUAUUUAUAUUGCUUACAUAAUUCUUUUCACUACUACCUCAAUUUAACAGAAUUUUUUUUUUUACAAUAAUUUGCCAUGUUGUUUAUGAAGUGUUGGACUUCUAAUUUUUAUUAAUGGAUCAUAUGUGUGGUUCGUUUGUUAUGUGGUACUUUAUUUAAGAUAUUGAAAGCUUUAAUAUUUUGUUCAAUUUACUGUAUACGUUGCAAUGUUGAGAUCGGUUUGCAAUUCAUUUGUAAAUGUAUGUUGUUGUUUUUUUUGUUUUGUUUUUUUCUGUGGCAGCUUUUAGGUUCAGUAUGCUUUGGUAAUACUUAUUUUCUUUAUUUCUUGGUGAUAAUUAAGAAAUAACCAAAAAUGCGAUGCAUAUAGGUUUUGUGUGCAUCAGACCGUAAUAGCUUUAAAACCCAGUGGCCUUGUGCUGUAGGGUCAUUUUGCAAUAUAUGAUUUUAUAUAUCCAAAGAAUGAAUGAGUGAGUGCAGGAAAGUUGUAGAAUAAUGCCAAAUAUACUGUUACUGCUAAAGAUAUAUAUAAUUAUAUUUGUGUAUAUUGUAAGUGCCACAAAGAAAACACGUUGAUUUUCUCCUAUCCAAAAGGUUAGCUUUAGCGUUUAUCUGUUAGGUAAGCGCAGUUCUUUUCAUGACCUUACUUUUGUGGGUUUGUAGAUGACCAGCAGUGGUUACAGAUGCUACUAUCCAAAGAGUUGCUUACUUCUUUCAUUGGGUUGGAUGCAAACAUGCCGAAAAACCUUGUGAUCAUACGCCUUCAUUGUGUCUAAGAAUCUAAGACUGUAUGAAAGAUGAACGAAAUUGUAAUGGGGUACCAAUCAAAAGUUGAAACGCACCUACUCAUGAUGUCUGCUUUACACUUUUCACUGUACAGCAGCUUCAUGAAGAGCCGCUUGAGAAGCUUUUCCAAGAGUCUGGAAGAUAUUUUGGCAAAUUUCAGCCAAAUGCUUUUAUGAUAAUAAAUAUCGAGGUGUCUGGGUGUCCAAACUUUUGACUGGUACUGUCUAUAUGACGUGUGGUCAAUUCAGUAUUGUUUAUAUUUGGUAACAUUUUAUUUCAUAGACUGGUACAGUGUUUUAAUCAAACAGUUUGGAGACUACCCUUUUGAGGGAAGUGCAACAAAAUCACUUUUAUACAUUUUUAAAAGACAAAUAAUCUAUACCAAAGAGUGUUCUGGUCAUCCUAGUAUACUGAUUAGUGCUUAAUAUACUCAUUAUGAAAUUGCACCUUGUUUUGACCACUGCAUCAAAUCUGUUAGAAAGUCCACUUCAGACAAAUCUUUGCUAUAUUUAGCAUGCCAAUGGAAAUCUCUCUAAAGGUGAUUAUGAUGCUGAAUGGAUAAACUUGACAGGAAACACGAGGGGUGGUUCACUAUUUUGCUUCAUUUGGAUUAGUAUUUUAUAUGUUCUUGUUUGAAUAGUUGUAAAUUAUUUGUAUUGGCCUACAGAUCGACAAGGAAAUACUGUUCCAUGACAUUUUUACUUCUUUUAAUUUGUUCUAUCCAAACACAGUGAUUUUUUUUAUUUUAUUUAUUACAGAUACAAAGCAUAUCAUUUCUUUAAUUUGAACAGUUGUGGUCAUCGGUUUUAAAUGCAGAGUUUUGUCUGUAUAGAAUGAACUAGUUUUAUGUUUUUGUGUUUUACUUCCCUCAAAGUGUUCCCAGCAACCAAACAAUAUUAAAGUGAUAUGCUGCUUUACCAUUUUUUAUACAUGUCAAAAGUGGUCAAAACAAUGCAUUUUAAUAAAUAUAUUUCUGACAAAUUAA